CAACAAAAUCACUAAUCACGAAUACCAGAUUCACACAGCUCAUAGACCAUAGUCAUCCUCUGUAUCUCUCUCUCUCCCUCUCGAUCUGAGCAUCAUCUGAUUCAUAUAUCUCGAUCAGAUCUAUAUGUAUAUGACCUGCAUUGCUCUGAUCUGAUCAGAUCAGACCAGUUCAACUUCAAGUCCCUUUGGGGCGCUAUUAUUGUAUUUUAUGUUGUAUUAGAAAUUAAACUAUACAUACAUACAGUAUCUAUAUAUACACUAAAUAAUAAAUGGCGUCUUCGAUUUCGGCCAUAAGCGAGGAGCUUGGCGAGAUUGACGGACAGAUUUCUGAUAUUUUUCGUGCACUUUCAAAUGGAUUUCAAAAAUUUGAGAAGAUAAAAGAUGCAAACAGACAAAGUAGGCAGUUGGAAGAACUUACUGGAAAGAUGCGUGAAUGUAAAAGGCUUAUCAAAGAAUUUGACAGAGAAGUCAAAGAGUUGGAAUAUACAGUUGAUCCCGAUACAAGCAAGAUACUGAAUGAGAAAAAGCAGUCAAUGGUCAAGGAGCUGAAUUCCUACGUUGCACUGAAAAAGCAAUAUGCAAGCAACAUUGAAAACAAACGAGUUGAUCUAUUUGGAGGACCAGCUGAAGGAUUUGAGGAUGAUAAUAAUGGGGGCUUUCUAGCUUCAUCUAUGACAAAUCAGCAGUUAAUGGAUAAUGGUCAUCAAAUGAUGGAUGAGACUGACCAAGCUAUUGAGAGAUCGAAAAAGGUCGUCCACGAGACUGUAAAUGUUGGAACCGAGACUGCAGCAGCACUUAAAGCACAAACAGAACAAAUGAGUAGAAUUGUUAAUGAACUUGACUCGAUCCAUUUUUCACUCAAGAAGGCAUCUCAAUUGGUGAAGGAAAUUGGUAGGCAGGUUGCAACUGAUCGAUGCAUUAUGACCUUACUCUUUCUUAUUGUGGCCGGUGUCAUAGCCAUCAUUAUCGUGAAGCUGGUGCAUCCAAACAACAAAGACAUUCGAGAUAUUCCGGGAUUAGCCCCUCCCGUUCCUAGUCGAAGACUUCUAUGGAUCCCUGAUUAAUGGCAUUACAGUCAAAGUUUAAAUGAAUGCAUUGUGGGAUUGUCUUCUGCAGCUGCACAUGAACGUAUGCCGUGUUUUGGUAGAAAGUCGGUUUGCAUACAUGAAAACAGACUGCAAAAGCAAGUGAUCUGAUCUACAUCUGACUUGCAGAUGUUUGUCUUUGUUUUCUGUCCUCUAUUAGCAAAUUUUUUUGUUUUGAGAAAGUUAUCUGCAUUUUGGAUCGCUGGAGAGCCUAUAUAUAGUAUUCACAUUUUGCCUGUCUGCCUGAUUAUACCAAGACAUUGUAUAAGUGUAUUUUUAGUUCUGUACCACUGUUCUAUGAGUACAUGAGCGGGGAAAUCAAGUUACUUUCGGAUGUUUGUAUUUUGUACUGUUGCAUCAGUUGAGCGGGUUUUUUGUGAUGUUUAAACGAAUUACUUUACUUAUAACUUUACAAGGGAGCGCAUAUUCACUUUGCUUUC
Molecule: messenger RNA, 1525 nt
Organism: Erigeron canadensis
Lineage: Eukaryota; Viridiplantae; Streptophyta; Magnoliopsida; Asterales; Asteraceae
Product: novel plant SNARE 11
Exons: 10
Coding region: 270-1064 (264 amino acids)
Biological process (GO): vesicle fusion; retrograde vesicle-mediated transport, Golgi to endoplasmic reticulum
Cellular component (GO): Golgi apparatus; endoplasmic reticulum membrane; late endosome membrane
Molecular function (GO): SNARE binding; SNAP receptor activity
Source: RefSeq, a predicted model, not a curated record